Rhipicephalus sanguineus (brown dog tick) is the source of this 2086-nucleotide messenger RNA. RefSeq lists its product as uncharacterized. Gene Ontology annotation, molecular function: protein-containing complex binding. Gene Ontology annotation, cellular component: mitochondrion. The record is from RefSeq and is a predicted model, not a curated record. NCBI's taxonomy places the organism in Eukaryota, Metazoa, Arthropoda, Arachnida, Ixodida, Ixodidae.
GCAUUACACAAGUUUCGCUUGUCCGCUUUGUUUGAUCUCACAACAAAUACUAGGUCUGCAGCACAAAAACAUGGCGGCUCAAAGAAUUCGCCCAUUGAUUUGCCUGAGACUUCCGAGACUGUUCAGGAGACAGCACAGUUCGUCUGCCCUUGGUGGUGGUGGCAGCCAGCUAUCGUCGCUUCAGCGGGGCACUGGCGGCAGGAGCUCGUUCAGCGGAGUCGUGUGCACCGUCUUUGGAGCCUCGGGAUGCCUAGGCCGCUUCCUGGUCAACAAGCUGGGCAAGAUUGGCACGCAGCUUGUGUUGCCAUCGAGGACGAACCUCUACGAUAUGCAGCGCUUGAAACUUUGCGGUGACCUCGGCCAGGUGCUGUUUACGCCAUUCAACCUGAAAGAUGAACUGAGCAUUGCCAAAGCGAUGAAGUAUUCCAAUGUGGUCAUCAACCUUAUUGGAAAGGAUACAGAGACUAGCGGUCUGGCUAUGUGCUUCUGUGCUGCCCUUCUCAGCAGUGCCAAAAAGAAAGAGACCCAGGAGUGUGUUGAUUCGGCAGUGGACACUACGGUCUAUGGCAACGAGCAGUUUAUGAUCGUCCGACCAGGCGUAACGAGAGCCGAGCGCAUUGACCAUCUCUACCCAAACAUCGGCAUCGUCCUGCAAACCGGAGAAUUCCUGAAGUUCCGAAAGAACCGGAUGCGCGAAUACGAUGAUCUACAAAGUGCAAGAGAUCUGGACUUCCUCAAAGGUUACCAGAGAGCCAUGGGUCUAGACGAUCAGGAGGUGCUCAGACGCGUCGUCCCAGCUGCACUGACUGACACAGCGGCUAGGUGGUAUCGGCUUUCAGGCCACCGAGCAGCAACCCUCGAUGAGUUCCGCACGGCCUUCCUGCGUGAAUUCUUACCCGCUGACUAUGAGAGUAGUAUGCGGCGCAAGCUCGUGCUCCACACACAAGCUCCUGAUGAGUCUCUUCAGGAGUAUGUACGCGCAAUGGAAGACCUUUUCUCUAUCGCUGAGCCCAGAGCUUCAAACGGGGAACGCGUCGAAGAGGUGAUCAGUGCUCCUGCGACUUUUCAGACUCUCAUGGACCGCGUUCUCGGAAAACCACCCCUUCAUCCUAUCGUCGUGGGCCCUGGAGGUGUUCAGGGACCUGCUGACGUCAGACGGACAGCUGACUGUGUCCUGCUCUCGGCCGUUGCCGAGAAGCCUUGCUGCCGUUUGCCUUACGGCUACUGCACGAGGGUAGCUGACAUGGCAGCUGUGCCUGGCUCUCUGCCGAUGCCAGGACGCCUUGCAGCCAAUUUGGUUUGGCGUCAGGAUUACAGCAGAAGGACUGGCUGUCCCAGGGAGGUCUUUCAUCAUCCAGCCGGGAAUUCGGGACCUCCGAAUCACCAUCAAAGCGGUGUUCAUCAGACUCGCGGGUCUGUCAUCAACAAGAGCGACGAGCCGAAGUGGCUUGGAGAGCAGGUGGUUAGGGAGGCAUUUCCUGGAGCCAUAAUUUUCCGUCCUGCAGACAUGUAUUCCACUGGGGAUCACUUCCUGAGUUACUAUGUCUCCAAUUUGCGCAGGAACUUGACAUACGUGCCUGUGUGGAACAAAGGCAAGGGGAUCGUCAAGCAGCCUGUCUACACCGGCAAUGUGGCUGCAGGUGUGGUCAAUGCUAUCUUUGAGCAGGGCAAUGAAGGCGAGAUUUACCAGGCUGUUGGGCCUCGUCGUUAUGAACUGGGUGAGCUGAUCGACUACAUGUUCAGAGUGAUGCGAAGAGAAGUUGGAUACAUUCGUUAUGACAUGCGUUUUGACCCAUUUUUCUUGUUGCGUGUGCAGUUCCUUGAGACGUUUGGCUUCAAGUAUCCACACCUGUCAUGGGAGAGGUUGGAAAGGGAGCACACGUCGGAUGUUGUGUAUUAUGAGCACCCAACCCUGGAUGACCUCAAGGUCUCGCUCACCUGCAUUGAGGACAGAUUCCCAUUCGAGCUCAAGUACUACCGUGAGGCUGCGUACUACGACCCAGACAUUGCCCAGUUUGAGAAAGUCAGGCCUCCGCCUGUCAUUCUCGAUUGAUUCUGCUGUACAAAACAAAUCGAGAGGCCUCAA